AUGGCCUCCAAGAUCUACAACGUCGGCGUCAUCGGCUACGGCUUCAGCGCCAAGAUCUUCCACAUCCCCUUCAUCUCCCAAGUCCCCGAGUUCAAACUCCACGCCAUCGUCCAGCGCACCCCCAAGCCCGACGACGACGCCGAGAAGGACCACCCGGGCAUUAAGUCCUACCGCACCUCCGAGGACCUGGUGAAGGAUCCCGCCGUCGAUGUGGUUGUUAUCACCACGGCUCCGGACUCUCAUUUUGCCCUGGGACAGCUCGCCCUGAAUGCGGGCAAGCACGUCGUCUGCGAAAAGCCUUUCACCCCGACCAGCAAGGAGGCCAAUGAGCUCGUCGCCCUCGCCAAGAAGCAGAACAAGCUGCUGGCCGUGUUCCAGAACCGCCGCUGGGAUGCCGACUUUGUCACCCUCUCCAAACUCGUCAAGAACGGCUCUCUGGGCCGCAUCUCCGAGUUCGAAACCCACUUCGACCGGCACCGUCCGGAGGAGCCCGCAGCCGACGCCUCGAAAUGGAAGAACAAGGUGAUGCCCGGCGGCGGGGCGAUCUACGAUCUGGGCACCCAUCUCCUAGACCAAGCGGUGCAUUUGCUCGGUCUGCCCAAGCGGAUCACGGCCUUCAUUGGUUCGGCUCGCAGUGCCAAUUCCUCUGGCUUUGAGGACUCGUUUACCGUGCUGCUGCACUAUGCUACCGGCACAAUGGUUACCGCUAAGGCGACGGUUGUUAGUCCGGAGGAGGAGCAGUUGCGGUUCUGGGUGCGGGGUGAGAAGGGAAGCUUUAAGAAGUUCCACCUUGACAUCCAGGAAGACCAACUCAAGGCUGGUAUCAUGCCCACUGACAACGGAUACGGCCGGGAGCCUAGCGAGAGAUACGGCACCCUAACGACCAUUCAAAACGGCUCACCCACCAAGGAGAUCGUCCCCACCGUGGAGCCGCCCACAUACACGGAGUACUACCGGAAGCUCGCACGCGCCCUGAGUGGCGAGGGCGCGCUGCCGGCUAGCGGCGCGGAGGCGAGCGAGGUCAUUCGCCUGAUCGAGUUGGCGCGGGAGAGCUCGGCGACUGGGCGGACCCUGGAUGUUUAG
Molecule: messenger RNA, 1083 nt
Organism: Penicillium lagena
Lineage: Eukaryota; Fungi; Ascomycota; Eurotiomycetes; Eurotiales; Aspergillaceae
Product: putative NAD binding Rossmann fold oxidoreductase
Exons: 5
Coding region: 1-1083 (360 amino acids)
Molecular function (GO): nucleotide binding
Source: RefSeq, a predicted model, not a curated record